GAGCUUUGGAGUACAAGGACGGAUCCGAAGCUUUUAUUGGCUGCAAUACUACACCACCCAUCCUCUUAUUGCACUCCAGACCAGAGGAAUCCCCUCCACGGCUGAAAUUUGGUCAAGAUGAACUUGUCGUACUUGGUGGCUUGUGGACUUAUGGUCACGCUGCUUUCGGGGAGGAUGGGAGCCAAACCUUUAACGCAGGCACAGCAGAAGUCUCUUAGAAGUUUGCUGGGCGAGGAGCUGACGGACCUGCUGGAGUCAGAGGAGCGGGACCGGCGGAUAGAAGCUGUGCGCUCUCGGAUGCGCUUACUGCGAGAUUUACGCGUGGACACCCGGGCCAGGGGGAUGUGGGCUCGGCUCCUCAACGACCAGCCCGUGCCUAGGAGGCACAAAUCUGGAAACAAGAAAGCCGGGUCCACGGCGCGGAGUGGCUGCUUUGGACACAAGAUGGACAGGAUAGGGACCAUCAGUGGCAUGGGCUGCUAGUGUUGGAACACAGACUUUGACGAUCUCCGGAGGAUGGGUUUGGAAAAACUUCACUUUGUUCUCACACGAGGGAAAAAAAACAACUCACCAGACGGGACAGAUUUUCGGUACGAAAGUCACCAUGACCAGCAUUAACAGAGACUGAGAUGACAAUGCUACAAAAGCCUCAUAUAAAUAUAAAUAUGCAGGUGUGUAUCCGUAGAUGUAUACCACACGACAUGUUCAGACAACGGUGUAAAAACUACAAACCGCAAAGCUGUAUAUUGUUUGCUACUGCUGCUGCUGUAAAUUCAUGUACUACAUCUUCCCCUGCAUAAAUGUAUUUAUGUUAAGAACUAUUUAUAUGUUUAUAAAAAAAAGAGA
Molecule: messenger RNA, 846 nt
Organism: Dunckerocampus dactyliophorus (ringed pipefish)
Lineage: Eukaryota; Metazoa; Chordata; Actinopteri; Syngnathiformes; Syngnathidae
Gene: nppc
Product: natriuretic peptide C
Exons: 3
Coding region: 118-483 (121 amino acids)
Biological process (GO): cGMP biosynthetic process; receptor guanylyl cyclase signaling pathway
Cellular component (GO): extracellular region
Molecular function (GO): hormone activity; hormone receptor binding
Source: RefSeq, a predicted model, not a curated record